This is a messenger RNA of Penicillium macrosclerotiorum, 1353 nucleotides long. RefSeq names its product putative ZIP Zinc transporter (gene zrfC). Gene Ontology annotation, cellular component: plasma membrane. Gene Ontology annotation, biological process: zinc ion transmembrane transport. Bases 1 to 1353 code for a protein of 450 amino acids. Lineage: Eukaryota; Fungi; Ascomycota; Eurotiomycetes; Eurotiales; Aspergillaceae. The transcript is spliced from 4 exons. Gene Ontology annotation, molecular function: zinc ion transmembrane transporter activity. The record is from RefSeq and is a predicted model, not a curated record.
AUGCAAACUUUCAGGACCUUGAUCAUAUUACUAGGCGUUUUGAAGGCUCAUGCGGCCAGCUCCACCACGACAGCUGCCACGAGUUUGAUAACUGGCUGCCAUACUCAUGGAUCGGAUAUUUAUUGCUACAAUGAGAAUGGAAGUGAGGUUCUGGUCUCUGCGACAGCAACUACAAGCGGUAUCCAAGCUCAGUACACUGGUUGUCAUACUCAUGGAAACGAAUCAUACUGCAUGGAUGACGAGGGAAAUGAUGUUUUAGUCGAAGAAGAAGAGACCAAUUCUGAGGAGGAGCAUGGUGAUGAACACAAUCACAGUGAUGAAGAGUCUGAAGAAAAUAAAACAAACUGUCACUUUCAUGCAGGCGUUGAACAUUGCACUAGUGAGGACGAGUCAGAAGAAAAUAGCGGUGCAUCUUGUGGAAUUCAGACAAGAGAUUACGACGUACCACUAAGGAUUGGAACAUUGUUCGUUAUUCUUGUCACCAGUGCGAUUGGCGUCUUCGCCCCUAUUCUGCUUGCACAGCUCCGUUUUGCAUCUAUCAACGCAAUCGUGUCGAUAAUCCUUAAACAGUUCGGAACGGGGGUUAUCAUCGCAACAGCAUUCGUCCAUCUUUACACACAUGCUUCGCUUAUGUUUACAAAUGAAUGCCUCGGCGAGCUAGACUACGAAGCAACCACUUCUGCGGUUGUGAUGGCCGGAAUAUUCCUUGCCUUCUUGUCCGAAUACGCUGGCCAUCGCUUUAUGGCUGCUCGAGCUAGAAUAGCCCCUUCAUCGACAGUAGAGACGCCAGAAACCCAGCUUUCAUCUCACAAGGCGUCACCCCCGUCCACACAACCUUCAAAUCUGGUACACCUAGGCCAUUCACAUGGUCUGCCUCUCGAUCCUACGAAGCCUAAUAGCAAAUUUUCUGUGCUUGUUAUGGAAGCUGGGGUGCUCUUCCACAGCAUUCUGAUUGGCUUAACGCUGGUUGUUGCUGGGGACUCUUUUUACAAGACAUUGCUAGUUGUCAUUGUCUUCCAUCAAUUCUUCGAAGGAUUGGCACUGGGAGCUCGUAUUGCGAUGCUUCCGGAUGCUAUCCUACCUUCAAAGGCCCUCAUGGCAGGAGCCUUUGCUCUCAUCACUCCGAUAGGAAUGGCAAUUGGAUUAGGCGUGUUGCACUCUUUCAACGGAAACGAGCGAAGCACCCUAAUUGCCCUAGGGACACUAGAUGCACUUUCUGCUGGUAUUCUCGUCUGGGUUGGUGUUGUCGAUAUGUGGGCUCGAGACUGGGCGAUUGAAGGUGGUGAAAUGCUUGAUGCAUCUUUAGGGAAAGUAUUGAUGGGGGGUUGGCGCUGGUUGCUGGGUUGGUCUUAA